GAGAGAGAGAGAGAGAGAGAGAGAGAGAGAGAGAGAGAGAGAGAGAGAGGGGGGGGUUAUAUGCUAGCUAAUGGUCCUUGCGAGGACCGUUUUAUGGCUAGAAUUCAUUCAGGCUGAAGAUAUUCGAAACGAAAUAGCGGGACAAUCUUUCCAACUUUCAACAACCAACAAUUCUCUCGCUCAAUGGCGACCCUACUCUCGCAAGCUUCUGUCACUCCCCACCUCCAAUCCCACCACCGCCACGUCAUUUUCCGGCCAAAUCACCACCACAGAGUUUACAGAUUCCGAUGCAAUGGAGAGAAUACAAGAAGCAAUAGCAAUUCAUCCGUCGGUAAAGACUCCGAAUCUGAAAAUCUUCUGCUAAAGAUGGCUUGGUAUAGCUCUGAGCUCCUCGGCAUUGCCGCCUCUCUUUUCCGGUCACCGUCUAACGUCGAAGCUGUCGUCGGCAGAGUUCCGGAGCUUGACGUUGAUGGAUCAGGAGCUGUUGAUCGUGUCAUAGUUGUGGAAACCAUCAAAGAGGACUUCCAAAGAUCCUACUUCGUUACAGGAAACCUGACACUUGAUGUGUAUGAAGAUGAAUGUGAGUUCGCUGAUCCAGCAGGUUCCUUCCGAGGUUUACGCCGAUUUAAAAGGAACUGCACAAAUUUUGGAUAUCUUAUUGAGAAAUCUAAUAUGAAACUUACGAAAUGGGAGGAUCAUGAGCGAAACACUAUAAUUGUUGGUAUUAAAUAUCUUUUGGAGCAGGAUAAGGGAAUUGGACACUGGCGUUUUAGUUGUGUCAUGUCUUUUCCAUGGAAGCCCAUUCUUUCAGCUACUGGUUAUACGGAGUAUUAUUUCAAUGAACAAUCUGGCAAAGUAUGCAGGCAUGUGGAGCAUUGGAAUGUUCCCAAAAUGGCUCUACUGAAGCAAAUCUUAAAGCCUAGUGCAGGAUUUUGGCAAAAGACAACAAGUGGUUGAAGAAAUACGAGGGGAAUCAGAGUAAAUUAAGGUUUUCAUUGAAGGAUACAAGCAUGUCUCAAAUGGUGCAUGGAAGGGGACAAAUGGUACUUCGUCAAUGUCCAAACUUUUGAGCUGCGGCUGGAGGAAUUGUUUAUUCUGCCCAAGUUUCUUGCAAGAAAUGUGAUGUUUUGGCAACAGUUUAUCUAAUCUACAUCUUGCUCUCCUCAACCUAUUCGAUAUUUUCUUGUAUAUCUGUUUUUACAACGAUUUGCUUGUGUUAGAGAUUGUAUAGUUGAAAGUUUAAGUAGCAAUGAAAAAAGUUUGUCUGUUCGAAUUUUCUUGUUACGCUUUAUGUAAGUAGUUGCAUGGGAAGAUUCCAACAAUGAAUAGAAAUAGCGAU
This is a messenger RNA of Ilex paraguariensis (yerba mate), 1339 nucleotides long. The record is from the annotation of a GenBank genome assembly. NCBI's taxonomy places the organism in Eukaryota, Viridiplantae, Streptophyta, Magnoliopsida, Aquifoliales, Aquifoliaceae.